UUUCUUUUGACGUGAAUGAAUUUUACGCUAAAAGUGUUAUUUUUAAUGAAAAAAGUCCCCCGUCUACACACAGUCUGAGAUGUCUUGUGCAGAAUGUUAUUGAGAUAGGAAUAUCUUUAUCUGAACAGCACAAUGAGUAGAAAAAACACUGGAAUUUCUUUAAACCCAACCACUUGGUACCCUGAACACAACAUUUUUCACUCAUUAAAAAUACAUUUCAAAUGUAUGGUGAACACAGGUUGGUUUAAGGAUUCUCCAUGUGCUUUUCACACAGUAGUGAACAGCCACGCUGAAAUGUUUACUUUCCCUAGAUGAGUAAAUGAUGCCAAAUGUUUGAACUUUACGACGUAAGAAAACCUUGCAGCUUUAUUUUGCAGCUCUUCAACACAAACAUUGCUUCCUCUCUGGGGGGUUGAAACAAAACUAGACUGACGGCUCGACAGCCAAUCAGAACUUGGCCUGAUUUCAAUUUUUCUCACCCUGCUGCGAUUGGUCGAUUUAAUCCCGCCUCUGCGUGAUGAUUGGUCAGGUUUCCCGGCUCUCUGGAAGUCAUUUGAAUAGCAGAGACUGACUUCAGGCUUGAAACAUUCUCGGAUAUCAGCAGAAGAGUCACGACGGAGCUGAGAGCAGCGGAAUAAAGACUUGAAAUACUUCCAUAAACUUUCAUACACGCUGUUUGGAUAUACAUCUCAGGCUGUGAGAACCCUGAGAAUACUACCUUCGACGAAUAGUUGUUUUUCUUUGUAAGGGCUGACGUCACGCUGAGCUGCAUCACAUCGCAGGUGAUUAUGCCUCCCACAACCCCGCCCUACGCCGGAAAGUUCAGCACUUGUGGCCUUUACAGCAACAACAACAACUACCCACAGCCUCACAGCCCUUAUCAUCACGGCACCUGUGCAAAGCCCACCAAGGAAAACAAGGUCUACAAGGGUGCCUACCCUGUGGCGGAGAACCCCUACGACAUACCGCAGGCUCACAGCACGUAUUGUGGCGUGCAUAUGGACUCUGCGAGUAUGAAGGAGCAUCAUUACAACAGCAGGGGUUCUGCUUUGGACAACCUGUACUCCAGUGUACAGCCUCACAGCACUUCCUGUCCCGCACGCAUGCACCGGCAAACCAGCAACAACAGCAGCGGCAGCGAGCAGUCCUGUCGGAGCAACCCCGCCGCAAAAAGUCGGCUUUACGGACACGGCGUCACUGCUAGUUAUGGGGAAAUGUGUUACCACGACAACAGUUUGGUUUCAGCAUCUCUUGAGGCGCUGAUCCAGCAUUUGGUUCCUACAGUAGAUUACUACCCCGAUCGAUCCUACGUCUUUACCUUCCUGCUGAGUUCACGCCUCUUCCUGCACCCCUACGAGCUUAUGACACGAGUUUGUCACCUUUGUGUGGAGCAGCAGCGCUGUGGAGACGCCCUGCUGGACAAGAUACGUUUCUGUGAAGUGGCGCCAAAGCUGGUUCAGCUGCUGACCGAAUGGACAGAGACCUUCCCGUAUGACUUCCGGGAUGAGCGGAUGAUGCGUUGUCUCAAGGACAUGACGCACCAUGUGGCCAGAGGAGACGAGUACUCAUGGCGAGCCAUGCAGCAGAUGACCCAGCGCCUCAUCAAACGCCUGUCAGCUCUGGGCCAAUACGAAGAGGCGACAGCUGCGCUAAACUCUGUGGCGUCUGAGCGUCCCGCCUCCCUGAAGAGCAAGCGGGAAUCUGCGCAAAGAAUGGACAUACUUGCAGUGUGCGAUGACCCCUUCGUCCUCGCCCAGCAGCUCACGCACAUUGAACUAGACAGGCUGAGUUUUAUAGGGCCUGAGGAAUUCAUUCAGACAUUCGCCAUGAAGGACCCUCUGGAGAACCACAAGGGUUUUUUUCGGAAGCGUAAAACCAGUAACCUGGAGGCUUACGUGAACUGGUUCAACAGACUGAGUUUCCUCGUGGCCACAGAAAUAUGUAUGCCAAUGAAGAAGAAACAGCGAGCGCGGAUCAUCGAGUUCUUCAUCGAUGUGGCUCAGGAGUGUUUCAACAUUGGCAAUUUCAACUCCCUGAUGGCCAUCAUCACUGGGAUGAACAUGAGUCCUGUUGCCAGGCUGAAAAAGACCUGGAAUAAAGUCAACACUGACAAGUUUGAAAUCCUGGAGCACCAGAUGGACCCGUCCAGUAACUUCAGUAACUAUCGCACGGCGCUCCGCGGCGCCACUCAGAGGUCGGAGACGGCACACAGCAGUGAGGAGAAGAUUGUCAUUCCUUUCUUCAGUCUCCUCAUCAAAGACAUUUACUUCCUGAAUGAAGGCUGUGCCAGCAGGCUGUCCACUGGACACAUCAACUUUGAGAAACUGUGGGAUCUGGCCAAGCAAGUGAGUGAGUUCCUGGUUUGGCGGCAGGUCAUCUGCCCCUUUGAUCGAGAUCGCAGAAUUCUUCAGUAUGUCGUCACCACCCCAGUCUUCUCUGAAGACGAGCUCCACCUGGCUUCUUACGAGAGUGAAGGACCAGAGAACAACAUGGAGAAGGACAGUCGUCGUUCUCUCCGAUCUUCUCUUCUGCAUCGAGAGAAUCGGUGAUGCGGACAAUCUCUUCUACUGCUGAAAAUCCACUUUCUUCUCAGCCCAACAACACAAGGGAGACCACCUGCUUCCAGGAGGACGGUUUUGAGCGCUUCAUCUUUAACGGCAUCAGUUCAAAAUGUCAGCAUGAAUUACCGCUCCGAAUGCUCCUCGGUGCACUUUGACCCUGUUUUGGUGACGUCAUGCCAGCUAAGCGAUGCACUUCCUCUUGUCCUCAACAUCCUCCAGGGAGCAUCUUCUACCUACAUACAUGCAUUUUGUAUCAACAAUGAAGUCUUUUUCUUCCUGAUGUAUAUAAACACGUUUUGUAAAGUGCUUUUUUAUGUUCCAUCUUUCCUGUGUAUUUUGUGUCUAUGGGUACUUUUACUGAGUCCUUUGUGAAAACAGAGUUAUAUAUUUUUGUCUCUUCAAUAAAGUGAAAAAAAACAA
Nerophis ophidion (straightnose pipefish) is the source of this 2981-nucleotide messenger RNA. RefSeq names its product ras-GEF domain-containing family member 1B-B-like. The transcript has 13 exons. Gene Ontology annotation, biological process: Ras protein signal transduction; positive regulation of GTPase activity. Lineage: Eukaryota; Metazoa; Chordata; Actinopteri; Syngnathiformes; Syngnathidae. The record is from RefSeq and is a predicted model, not a curated record. Gene Ontology annotation, molecular function: guanyl-nucleotide exchange factor activity. Gene Ontology annotation, cellular component: plasma membrane. The coding region runs from base 789 to 2549 and encodes 586 amino acids.